Penicillium manginii is the source of this 1737-nucleotide messenger RNA. RefSeq names its product CRAL-TRIO domain-containing protein. NCBI's taxonomy places the organism in Eukaryota, Fungi, Ascomycota, Eurotiomycetes, Eurotiales, Aspergillaceae. The record is from RefSeq and is a predicted model, not a curated record. The transcript is spliced from 3 exons. The coding region runs from base 1 to 1737 and encodes 578 amino acids.
AUGCGCGCCAGCUUGAUCCUGCGCCGGCGCAUCCAACCCUCGGCCAAAUCCCUCGCCUCCCUCGGACGCGCACAGAUCGUUCGCUCAUACGGCCAUCUUCCCCGAUCCCAUCUCAUUCCCUCCUACCCCGCGCAGCACGAACAGAGAACGGCCUCGUCCUUCUGGAUCUCAAUCUCCCUACUUGCUGUUGGUGGAGGUGCUUGGGCCCAUAAUUACUUCACGUCUAACGACUCACCAUCAUCCGCACAUACCCGGUCCCCGCCGCAAGAACCCUUCCUCGGUGUCAUCGAUACCCUCAAAGCCAUGCCUAUCGAGCCAGCUCCAGGCACCGUCGGGACCCUGACCCCAGAACAGGAGGCCAAACUACAAGAAUUCUGGGUCCUGACGUUGAAGGUCUUCGGUGUCGACAUCCAGGCCCUUGAAGCCGAGGCCAAGGACAAGGAGAGCGCCGACGCCGCUUCAGCCAGUGCUUCGAAGAAAGACAAGUCCUCAAAACGCCGAUGGGGGCUCUGGAGUCGUAGCAACGACGACGGCGACGACGAUUCCAAAAGCGUCUCCUCCGCGAGCGGAAUCACCGCCAGCCUUGCCUCGAUCAACGUCUCCGACACCAGCGAUGACAAGUACGGCCAAUCCAAGGAAUUCCAGCAGGCCCUGGUCGACAUGUCCCCCGAGGAGAUCCGUUCAGCGUUCUGGAACAUGGUCAAGCAGGAUCACCCGGACGGACUCCUACUCCGGUUCCUGCGCGCGCGCAAGUGGGACGUCAAGAAGGCAUUGGUCAUGAUGAUUUCCACUAUGCGCUGGCGCUUACAGGAUGUCCACGUGGACGACGACAUCAUGGCCAAUGGCGAAGCAACGGCUGUGAAGAUGUCGCAGAGCUCGGACACGGCGGAGAAGAAGAAGGGCGAGGACUUCUUGUUUCAAAUGCGCAAGGGUAAGAGCUUCUUGCACGGUGUGGAUAAAUUUGGACGUCCCAUUUGCGUCGUGCGUGUGCGUCUGCACCAUGCUUCGGAUCAAGAGGUUGAGGCUUUGGAGCGCUUUACCGUGUAUACCAUUGAGACUGCCCGUCUGCUGUUAGCGCCUCCGGUUGAAACUGCUACCAUUAUUUUUGAUAUGACCGACUUCGGAAUGGCCAAUAUGGACUAUACCCCUGUGAAAUUCAUGAUCAAGUGCUUUGAAGCCAACUACCCCGAAUCCCUGGGGGCUGUUCUCAUUCACAAGGCUCCUUGGGUUUUCUCCAGUAUUUGGAGCAUCAUCAAGGGCUGGCUCGACCCCGUCGUGGCUGCCAAGAUCAACUUUACCAAGAACCGCGAAGACCUAGAAGCCUUCAUCCCGCCCAACCAAAUUAUGAAAGAGCUAGAGGGCGGCGAAGACUGGGAAUACAAAUAUGUCGAACCCGUGGCGGGCGAAAACAGCAAGAUGGAAGAUACGGAGACUCGCGAUAAGCUGAUCUCCGAGCGUCAGGAACUCGCCAAGGACAUUCAAAAGUCUACGAUUGAAUGGAUCCAGGCUAGCUUCAAGCAUGAGAAGGAGGCUGCUACUGCCGCUAAAGAAAAGCGUGAUGGCCAGAUUGAGCAUCUUCGCAAACAGUACUGGGAGCUCGACCCUUAUAUUCGAACUCGCUCGCUAUACGACAGACUUAACAUUGUUCAAGGGCACGGCAAGAUCGAGUUCUAUCCCAAUGCGGAGAAGAAGGUCGAGCCCAAGGAAGAAACUCCUGCCAGUGAGGCAACCGCAUAG